UUUCGAGGCAUAAAUUUAUUCUACUGUCGAGAUUUUGUAAGAAGCCCAAAAAUAUAUUGAGCUUUUCUUGACUUCACUAUUAAAUAGUGGUUAAAAGGGCAUUUUAAUAUCUUUGAAAGAAAUCCAGAGCGAGAAUUUUACAUAGAAAUUUAAAUGGGUUACAUCGGAAAGCCCAUAUAAGACUUAAUAUUUCUUUUUUUUAACAUUGGGAUGAGCUAAUACAAUAUGGCGUUUAGCGCUCGCUCUCAGCGUGUCUGUACAGGGUGUAAACUUGUUUCAGAAAAUAGUCUACAUGUAGAUGAAAGAGCUAUUUAUAUUUUGAAAUUAUUUUAAUACGAAAGUAAGAAAAAUUUAUCGCUGCAUGAAAUAGCGACAAGACAGAGAUGUAUUUUAUGUUUAAAAGAAAGAAAAUUCCCAAGAGAAAUAUUUGUAUCAUUAAAAUGUGAUAAGGGUGUGAAUUGUGGUUUAAUUGGAAUUGAAGUCAUAAUGCCUUUGCUUACAGUCUACUAAAUGUCCUCCCUUGAAAGGUUUGUGUCAAAUUUUCCACAUGUUUCUUGCAUAUAGCCCUGGCAGAUCAAAUUUUGUAUUUAAAAUGUAUUUGUUUUAAUGUAAGUCUUACAUCUUGUCAUAUAUUUUAUUUAAUGUGACAAAAUACUUCUGAGCACGUAGGACAUAUAGUACAGUGGACAUGUUCUUUACAGUUGACAUGUAAUUAGGAUCAGCUGAACUUUGCAGAAGCCCACCUUGAAAGGAUAAGCCUGGUUUUCACUAACCCAUAAACAUCAGCCUUCAUACACAGACACAGUAGGAAGCUGAUAAUUAGUGCCUUUUGUCAGGAGAACUUCUUAACAAAAGGUGUUACUAAACAGAACCUUUCUGCUUCUUCUUAUGUUGCUUCUGUUUUGCAUUAGUGAAAACCAGCCAAUAUGGAGCUUUUUUGCCAUAUCUCUUGCCUUAGUCAACCAUUGCAUUUAGGGGUGGCAAAUGGUAAAUGCUAGAAGGCGAGACUACAUGUAGUGUUUUUCUUUGUGAGCCUAAGACACUGAUGCUUUAGGUUGUGAGGCUUCCAAGUGUUUUAAAUACGAGAGCAUGAUUUUAGAUGUCAUUUAUAAAAAUAAAAAAUUGUGACUUUGAGACUUUGCUUAGCCUUUUGAAAAAAUAAAUACUCUGAAACAGAUUUGCAAAAAAAUGGAGACUGAGAGACACACAUAACUACUGAAAACAGGAGAUUGCAAGACUUAUGAAAUUCAAAGAAAAUUUUGUAAGACCUGUAGUUUUUCAAGCAACAUGGAACGUUUACCACCCCUAAUAAUUACAGUUUAACAAUGGUACGGAAAGUUAAGUUGAUACAUCUGAACUUGUUAUUCAUAUGAAUGUACGUGAUUUUCAAUUUUUGCAUGUGACAUCAUCUUUUUCCACAAAGAGACUAGCUAUUUUUGAAGAAACUGGAAUUAUAAGAAACAAACAAAGUCAAGUUUUGGGGAUUGAUCGAAACUGUACAAUGUUAAUGUUCAAUAUUCCAGUGUCAAUAGACAGUUUGGUUGAAAUAACUUGCAUGUUUCAAUUCAAAUUUGCUUCUGCAAGAUGCCAAGAUCCUUUUACGGUUGGACAAGUUCCUGUUUUCAUUUUUCAUCAAUCGACAUAUAAAAUGACAUACAGCUGCAAUACUACUUCAGUGUAAAAGACUUAGAAAGUAAUUUUAAUGGUUGACUGUUUAUGAGGAUACCACAAGAUCAACAGAUUAAGUUCAUGUCAACUGGAAACUGCACUUCAAAAUUAACAAUUUGACAACUUGUGGGGAUAGGUUAAAUUUUUUUAAGAGCAAUUCUCAGUUUGGCGAUUAUAACUUCAUUUUUCACAUAUUUGUCAAUGGGUUAAAAAAAGUUAUACCCCUCAAGGCUUUUGCGGUUUUCUUGGCCUUUCAGUUGUCUUUGUUUAUCCAGAAAUGUUUGCAUCACAAUGUCAUCAAGAGUGGUCAUUUUAGACUCAAAGUGUAUUUUGUUCUGUACUCAAAGUGUGUAUGGAGUGACAUUUUCUUUCCUGGCCAGUAUUAUUCUCUUACUGAGGCACACUUUGAAAUACUUUCCAGUUUACCAGCUGAUUAUCAAAAACAUAUUCUGCUGUGAAAGGUGAUGACAUCACAAGUAGUACUGAGAAGGAUGUAGCUCCCUCAGGACUGAUUUUUCUGGAAGGGGUCAGUGGGUUUAUACCAAACUUUCUCAUAAGUCAGAGUGAGAAUAUCAGACUUCGGUCUUUUCUGUAUGGUUCUCGUGUACUUGAUUGAAAUGUCAAAACUUCAGGCUAAGAUUUUUUACAGGACAGCUCAUUCUCCAUUAUUGUAAACAUAUAUCAAUUAAUGGUGAGAGAGUUAAUUAUUUUAUUAUUUUAUAAUUUCUUGUUUAAUGCGAUACAUGUACAUGAUUUUGACUGAUGGGUUUUACCUGGCCAGUUUUGGCCAGCACAGUGCCAGUAAGGUAAAGCAGGCUGCUUCCAUUUGACCAUAAACCAAGUUACAGCCAUUGUGUGUGAGCCAAAAGGCCUUUUUCACUUUUCUUACUUCAACUAAGAGGUGUGAAAAUUUUCCUUUGCUCCUGGAUUCUAAUUAAGUGAUCAUAGUCUUAUUCUCAGGUGCUCUAAAGUCAGUUUUAGUGAUAGCAAGUGACCUUGGGCCAUCUGAGAAUCAGGCUAGUGAUUAUUAAGCUGGUAGCAAAAUCCACCAAGAAACAAGUUUUCUAUUGAUGAGUGAAAUAAAUUUAAGUUCUCUAACCCUUGCAGCUAUAAUGAGCUGAGUGUUAACAAAUCAGUGCAACAAUGAAGUUUUGUAUAAUUUAAAGAUGAUUUGAAAACGGCCCAUAACACAGUGUCUUCCCCCAGCUAUUACUCUGCAUGGAAUUCAAGUCCAUCCCCUGAGUUAUGUCAGGCUCCAUGGGAGUAGCCUGCAUUGCAGACACCAACAACAUACCACCGGUUACAGGGAGAUUUCCAUCUGGAACGCAGGCUCCAUGGGAGGUGUAUUGGUCUGAUGGUUAGUAUGGUGGACUCCAGAUUGAGCAGCAAGGGCAUAGCUAGGGGGGUCCUAGGGUGCCUGUGACCCUCCCCCCCUCCCUGCCCCCUCUCUUUUGUAAGUCUUUCUUAAGCAAACAACCCAAAAGAUGGUGUGGAGGCUGACAUGAUAAUCUGGUGAGUACCCUCACUUUGACACAGUGUGAACCCCCUCACUCCCUUUGAAAAAUCCUAGCUAUGUUCCUGGAGCAGUCUGGGUGCAGUCACUGUGUUUGUUCUUGGGCAAGACACUGCUGACCCAUAGAUAGGGAUAACCGCAAAUUUAAUGCUGUUAGGGCGAUUAACCCUGCAAUGGGCUAGCAUCCCAUCCAGGGGAGAGUAGAUAUAUUCGUAGUCACUUCACGCUACAGACACUGGAGAUAACUGCCAGCCUGAUAAGCCACAAGGCUCGCAUGUCACAUUCCAGGUAAUUUAACCUUAUCAAUGCCUGAAUAUGCCAUAUGACAGGUGAUGGAAACAUUAACCAGUUUUACAGAAUCAGGAUCCAGUUUUACUAUAUAAAUUCAGUGGUGUUAGCCUGAAAUGACAGUCAUCUCCUACCCUCAGCCUAAUGCCUGGGUGAGAGAUGUCUGACAUUUCAGGCUACAGUGUAAGUUUAAAAAAGUAAAUUAUUUACAAAAAAUUAUAAAUAUUUCUAUUGCUCUUAGACUGGAAAUAAUCGUUACAAAGUGGUGAGUUAUCUUUCCGUGUCAGUUUAUUGAAUGAUAAUCCUAACAGAUUUUAUGGUCUACGGAUUGUAUGGAUUUCCAUGAACGUUCCCGAUUACUAGCUAGUACACUUGAAACAGUUGAAAAACUUGGGUGCUCAUGGGGGGAGGACUACAGGUCAAAUUAAUUAUUAUUACAGUUAACAGUUUACAAUUUCCGAUUUUAACAUUUAGAGAAUACUGUUUUGACCUAGUUGGGCUUGCUUUGAAAGCUCAAGGUCCUCUUUCUAUUGCGCUUGGUUCCUUACAGGCAAAUGUUUCGGGGUUUUUUUUUGGCAAACAGUAUCCUUUACGUCUCGCGUCACGCUCACACUGAUGUACAUUGUAUUUGUCACACGUAACACAUCGCGUGCUUGCGUGACUCGUCUCCAACCUCAUGGCCCAAACUAGUCCAAGAAAACCCCGUAAUGUUUAUAUCUAUUUCCAGGCACUGAAAAUUAGCCGCUUUUGCUCCCUGUAUAUCAGCCGCACUCAUUUUCGCGCUCGUUUAUCGCGCUCGUGACUUACUAGUAGUGAUUUCACGCAUGUAAAUGAAUCAUUGAGGAAUCGAGUGUUCGCGUGACUUUCCUAAGGCUAGCUAAAGCUCCGUACUAAACAUUUUACGUGAAUGAAAGCAUUGGCUAAUCUGAAAUUACUAUGUAGCUGUGGAACGCUGUAAAUAUAGGAUGGUAUGUUAAAAGAUGUAUCAAUGGACAUUGUUUAGGAGUCAAAAGGAAUGCAUCAAUAUCAAAGUCAUAAUACAUCAUUUGCCAAUUAAAUAAUCCAAAAUGCUAAACAUCCCGAGCUAGUAUAUGUUUAUGCCGCUUGCGAGGUCUGCUUCAGGAUGUAAAGAACAAGAAAAGGGGUUAAUCCGAUGAUUAUUUCAAUCGCAUUUUUUCAGACGCUGCACGGUCCGUUUUCUUGCCUGUCAAACAUUAUGUGCAAAAGCGUACUCAAAAUGUUAUAAAGUCAGCUAGCAGGGUACUAUUGACGUACCGUGAAAUGUGGGGUUAUGUGAUUGGUUAAAAUUCGCGGUGUACUGUGAAUAAUUACAACACCUUUCACGCUGGACCAAACUCCAAGAAGAUCGAAAAUAUGAUUUCUGAAGUCAAACAACAGCUGGCUGAACUAAAACAAGAGAUCACGAAAACGAAGCAAAACCAAACUGGCGGACAGGCUGAAAAAGGUUACAAGAAUUGUGCCGAAGUUUGCGAAUCCGGUGACAAGAUCAGUGGCGUGUACAAAAUCGAUCCUGAUGGUUUGGGUGAAUUUGAAGUCUUCUGUGNGCACCGCGCAAUUAAUAUCGUCCUAGAAAUCCGGUGCCUUUAUAAAAACUGUGCCGAAAUUUACAAGUCCGGUGACAAGAUCAGUGGCGUGUACAAAAUAGAUCCUGAUGGUUUGGGUGAAUUUGAAGUCUUCUGUGACCACAAAACAGCCGGUGGAGGAUGGACAGUGUUUCAAAAGAGACGGGAUGGCUCCGUAGAUUUUUUCCGAGAUUGGGAUGAUUACAAACGAGGCUUCGGCAAUCUGAACGGCGAGUUUUGGCUGGGACUGGACAAGAUUCACCGCCUGACUGUGAGCAGCAGUAACAAGCUUCGUGUUGACUUGGAAGACAUUCAUGGUGCAACAGCAUUUGCAGAAUACAGCUCGUUUUCUGUGGCAAGUGAAAAUGCGAAAUACCAGCUGAGUUUGGGAAGUUAUACAGGUACUGCAGGUGAUUCCCUCAGUUAUCACCGUGGCCAUCCAUUUAGCACCAAACAUCGUGAUAAUGAUGCCAUCUCGGGCAAUUGUGCGUCUUCUAAUAAAGGUGCUUGGUGGUACAACACAUGUCAUCAUUCAAACCUCAAUGGUUUAUACCUUAAUGGUAAGGUGGAUACUCAAGGAAUGUCGUGGGUCUACUGGAAGAAUUCGUACUACUCUGUUAAGAGGUCCGAGAUGAAGAUUCGUCCAAAGGACUUCUAACAUGUAUGCAGUGCCAUGUUGCUCAUGUUACACUGGAACCAAAUCUAAUUAAUAAGUUAUGGUGCUCUUGCAUAGGUUUCAGGUGUCUUGGCGCUGUUUUAAAAACGCUUCGCUUGCACGUGUACUUUGACGCAAAUCAAGAAUCAACUCAAAAAUGACCUGUUUUAGGCUGCCGUUACUGGAACGAAAAAGGCUGAACACUGUCCAGUUAAUUGUAAGCUCUCUGUUUCUGUCUUGACAUUCCGUUAAACAGUUUUCUCAACAGUCUGAUGUCCACUCCAAAUAUCUCGGUCAAUUUUUACAUCCGUGAACUCAAACGUUUAGUUUUCCAGUAUUUUUACAGCGUUCUACUAAUUAACGUAUGUAAUAGUGAAAAAAUGAUUCCGAGGUUAUA
Molecule: messenger RNA, 6104 nt
Organism: Orbicella faveolata
Lineage: Eukaryota; Metazoa; Cnidaria; Anthozoa; Scleractinia; Merulinidae
Product: ryncolin-1-like
Source: RefSeq, a predicted model, not a curated record